This is a messenger RNA of Misgurnus anguillicaudatus (oriental weatherfish), 1524 nucleotides long. Lineage: Eukaryota; Metazoa; Chordata; Actinopteri; Cypriniformes; Cobitidae. The record is from RefSeq and is a predicted model, not a curated record.
AGCACUUCCGUUGUGGAGUACACGUGAGAGCACGCUGACAACAGACAUAUUUUUUCAUUACACCGGAAAAUAAAUCCAUUUUGCGUUCUUAAAGGGUAGGACUCGCUGUUUUUAUGUUUAGUUUGCAAUGUAAUAAGCUUUGUUAGCAUUUUUAUUAUAAAACAACAAAAAGUUGUGAAAGUAACGCCGGUUUCACACCGCAUGCGUAGCAGCGCGUGAGCGUAGCGUGAGCAGCGCGUGAGCAGAGCGUUUGCUGCUCGCAGCCAUUUUUCUUUCACACCGGUAGCGUUUGCAGCACGCAGCUAACACACAGCUUUUUUCAGAAUGGUCCCAGUUGUAGAUAGAAGAAAGGCAAUUGCGCUGUACAUGUUACUACGAAGGUUGAGAAGGAAGACGAGACGCAGAUUAUGGGUUCACCCAGCAAACCUUCGCAGGAGAGAAUAUGGUGCUUAUUUCCAUCUUGUGUCUGAAUUGCGGCUCGACAGUGAUCGCCACCUGAAGUACUUCAGAAUGAGUGCAGAGCAGUUGGAUCAUAUUCUCUCCCUAAUCGGAGCCAAACUUACGAGGCAAACAACUAACUACCGGAGGUCCAUAGAACCUAAGCAACGUCUUGCUGUUACAAUACGAUAUCUUGCAACUGGGGAGAGUUUUACCAGCCUGGCAUUCCAGUAUCGAUUAGGGAUAAGCACCGUGUCUCAGUCUGUAUAUAUGACGUGCAAAGCCAUUGAGAGUGAAAUGAUGGCAUCCCAGUUCCCUAGACCAACAGGGGAAAUGUGGAAAACUAUUGCCUCAAAUUUUUGGGAAAAAUGGAAUUUCCCAAACUGCCUAGGAGCUAUUGAUGGGAAACAUGUUACCAUUGUAUCACCUGCACAUUCUGGAAGCAUGUUUUUCAACUAUAAGAGGACCUUUUCUAUUGUCCUCCUAGCGCUGGCAGAUGCAGACUACAAGUUUACAUUUGUUCAGGUUGGUGACUUCGGCAGAACAAGUGAUGGAGGUGUGUACAGUGGUUCUGCUCUCGGAAAAGCAAUGGAGGACAAAACUUUGUCUGUCCCUGAAGACUGCCCUUUGCCAGGAUCAGGAGUUCAGGGCCCAAUGCCACACACCAUGAUUGGAUAUGCUGCAUUUCCUUUAAAAACUUAUUUAAUGAGACCUUUUCCUGGGAAUAGAAUUCCACGAUGGAGAAGAAUUUUCAAUUACAGACUGUCAAGGGCAAGGAUGGUUGUGGAGUGUGCUUUUGGCAUUCUAUCAUCCAGGUGGAGGGUACUCCAUACGAGGAUGAAUGUCAAGCCAGAAAAUGCUGACUCUAUAGUGACUGCUGCAUGCAUCCUUCACAAUUUACUCAUUAAUCCAUCACAAAAUCAAAGAUGGCUUGAUGAGGCUGAAGAAAGAGGGGGGGUGCUACCACCUGUUAGAAAUAUGGGUGGAAAUAGAGGAAGCAGAUAUGCUUAUGAUGUGCGUGAGAAGCUCUGCACGUUUUUCUGCUCACCUGAAGGUAGAGUGUCCUGGCAAGACAAUAUGGUCUAG